Misgurnus anguillicaudatus (oriental weatherfish) is the source of this 1164-nucleotide messenger RNA. NCBI's taxonomy places the organism in Eukaryota, Metazoa, Chordata, Actinopteri, Cypriniformes, Cobitidae. The record is from RefSeq and is a predicted model, not a curated record.
AUGAUCAGGACAGAGUCUCAGAGAAUGAAUGAAAUGGAGGAGAUGAUUGUUGAUUUUUAUGAAAGUAUAGAUUCUGUGGGAGUUCACAACAUCAGGACAGAAACAAACAAACAACAACCACUGCAGCAUACAGGAAGUGAGCAUGUGAAGAACAGAAGUUACAGAUUAGUUACAGUGUGUUUGGUGCUGCUGUGUGUUCUUCUACUGACUGCAGUCAUAGUGCUGUGUGUCCUUAUCAAUACAAACAAUCAACAGUGUCACAACAAAACCCUCACAGAAGAGAGAAACCAGCUACUAACCAAAUAUACCAACAUUACAGAAGAGAGAGACCAGCUACUAACCAACAAUACUAACCCAAAAGAAGAGAAAGACCAGCUAACCAACAAUACCAACCUUAAAAAAGAAAGAAACCAGCUACUAACCAACAAUACCAACCUUAUAAAAGAAAGAGACCAGCUACUAACCACCAAUACCAACCUUAAAAAAGAAAGAGACCAGCUACUAACCAACAAUACCAACCUUAAAAAAGAAAGAGACCAGCUACUAACCAACAAUACCAACCUUAAAAAAGAAAGAGACCAGCUACUAACCAACAAUACCAACCUUAAAAAAGAAAGAGACCAGCUACGUACCAACAAUACCAACCUUAAAAAAGAAAGAAACCGGCUACUAACCAACAAUACCAACCUUAAAAAAGAAAGAGACCAGCUACUAACCAACAAUACCAACCUUAAAAAAGAAAGAGACCAGCUACUAACCAACAAUACCAACCUUAAAAAAGAAAGAGACCAGCUACUUACCAACAAUACCAACCUUAAAAAAGAAAGAGACCAGCUACUAACCAACAAUACCAACCUAAAAGAAGAAAGAGACCAGCUACUAACCAACAAUACCAACCUAAAAGAAGAAAGAGACCAGCUAACCAACAAUACCUACCUAAUUAAACAAAAUGCAAAGUUAAAUCAAGAAAACAUAGAACUGUGGAAAUGUUUUAAUGAAAAAGAUGGUUGGAAAUAUUACCGGUUCAACUACUACUACAUUUCAUCUAAGCUGAAAAACUGGACUGAAAGCAGAAGAUACUGUAGAGAGAGAGGAGCAGAUCUGAUCAUCAUUAACAACAAAGACGAACAAGUGAGUGAAAGACCCAUUUACACCUCCUGUUAG